AUGAGUCCGGGAUUAUGCAACUAUGCGAAGGAGAAUAUGAACGGACAUGACAUGACUAGGGAUACAGAACAACAAUGGGAACUCAUUGGCAGUCGGACCUACAAAUGGCACGGAUCAGAAGCUUUGCGCUGCAAACAUUGGGAUAAAGUAGCAGUCAGAUGGCAUCUUUCCACAUGUGGAUGGCGACAUGGACGUCGGUCUUGUAACGGUGGCACAAAUGCCGAUUUGGCUCGAGACCCUCAAAAUUAUGGUGAGCUGCCACGAUGGCGCAAUGCCUUCACGUACGCUCAAUUACCGAACCCCGAUCAUAAAGAUCAUCAUUUGCGGUUGGCUCUGGAGGGCUACGAUAAGAAGAUGGUGGAAGUGAAAAUGAUUUCUCCAUUGAAGAUCGAUGUCGAUUGGAAAUGGACGAUCGGAGAGGACGGAUGCAACAACUUCAGUGUACGGUAA
This is a messenger RNA of Haemonchus placei, 450 nucleotides long. The record is from the annotation of a GenBank genome assembly. Lineage: Eukaryota; Metazoa; Nematoda; Chromadorea; Rhabditida; Trichostrongylidae.